CGCGUCGUGAGUGGGGCAGGGCCUAUGCUGUGUGUCGGAGAGUCGGGGCGUGGCUUAUAGGUUUUCAGGCGUGACAAGGUGUCAGAAGCAGAGAGGCUGUAGUGUGCGAGUAGGGGGAGUGGCGCUGGGCGGGGCCUCUGGUGUGGGUGUUGGAGUGGCUGGACCCACCUUAGUGGCUGCGGUUGCAUUGGGCUGUGCCUGGCAGUGCCACACAGCGGCGGGGCGAUCAGAAGGGAAAGGCGCUGGGUGAGAGCGGAGUUCCCAUGCUGGAGUCGGGCUGAGGCAGGAAGAGGGGGGCACAUCUCUCUGUGGCAAAUUAUUUACCCCGUACACCCGCCGCCUCUCCCCCUCUACACCCGGAAUGGCUACCGAGAGCAGCGCACAGAAGGGGCCUCCGCCUUCCCCAGCGGAGAAUGGGCAGCCCGGGGGCCCUCCUGCAGCCGCCGUGCCAGCUGAGGAGCAGGGAAUGAUCAGUGUGGAUAUCGCCGGGCUUUUCUAUCAGUUCUCCAAGACUUUCGUUCUCAUCUUCCCCGUGUACGUGCUGGGCUACUUCGGCUUGAGCUUCAGCUGGCUACUGAUCGCCCUGGUGCUGCUGGUCUGGUGGCGGAAGAAUAAAGGGAAUAAGAACUCCCGGCUGUACCGGGCACUCGCCUUCCUGGAGAGUGAGGAGAAGUCUGUCAAGCACCACAUCGCCUCUAUCGACCUACCUGCCUGGGUACAUUUCCCGGAUAUUGAGAGAGCAGAAUGGCUCAACAAAACUGUAAAGCACAUGUGGCCUUACAUCUGCCAGUUCAUAGAGAAGUUGUUCCGAGAGACCAUAGAGCCCGCUGUGCGGGGUGCAAAUGCCCAUCUGAGCACCUUCAAUUUUACUAAGAUUGACAUGGGAUCACAGCCCCUGAGGGUCAAUGGUGUCAAGGUUUACACUGAAAAUGUGGACAAGAGACAGAUUAUUCUGGAUCUCCAGAUAAGUUUUGUCGGAGAAACUGAGAUCGAUUUAGAAGUGAAGAGAUACUUCUGCAGAGCUGGCGUGAAAAGCAUCCAGCUUCAUGGCACAAUGCGGGUUGUACUGGAGCCUUUGAUUGGAGAUGUACCAAUAGUUGGAGCCCUGUCUAUAUUUUUCCUCAGGAAACCGCUCCUAGAGAUUAACUGGACUGGACUCACCAACAUGCUGGACAUGCCGGGACUUAACGGCCUGUCGGACACAAUUAUACUGGAUAUCAUAUCAAACUACCUGGUCCUUCCAAAUCGUAUCACGGUUCCUCUAGUCAGCGAUGUGCAGAUUGCACAAUUACGUUUCCCAAUACCAAAGGGUGUGCUGCGGAUACAUUUCUUAGAAGCUCAAGAUUUGAUGUGGAAAGAUACCUACAUGAAAGGGCUGGUCAAAGGCAAGUCUGAUCCAUACGGUGUUGUCCGACUUGGCAACCAGGUUUUCCAGAGCAAAGUCAUCAAAGAGAACCUCAACCCUAAAUGGAACGAAGUGUAUGAGGCAUUGGUGCACGAGCAUCCAGGGCAGGAACUGGAGAUUGAACUCUUUGAUGAGGACACAGACAAAGAUGACUUUUUGGGCAGCCUCUUGAUUGAUCUAGUGGAAGUAGAAAAGGAGAGAGUGGUGGAUGAGUGGUUCACUCUAGAUGAAGCCACAAGUGGAAAGCUUCAUUUGAAACUGGAAUGGCUUACACCAAAAUCCACUACAGAGAACCUUGACCAGGUGCUGAAGAGCAUCAAAGCCGACAAGGACCAGGCUAAUGAUGGCCUCUCGGCUGCCCUGCUCAUCCUCUACUUGGAUUCCGCCAGGAGUUUGCCUAGUAUCUACGAGGGGAACCUGGGUUGUGGCUUCUUAAAAGAGAGGAGAGCUUCUGGACUGAUCUUUUGUGAGAAUACCUCCUCGCUGUAUAGAUCAUUAUUUGCUGGAAAGAAAAUUGGCAGCAGCCCUAAUCCCUAUGUGCUGUUCUCUGUGGGUCACACAGUGCAGGAAAGCAAGGUUAAGUACAAGACAGCGGAACCAGUGUGGGAACAGACGUUCACGUUUUUCGUCCACAACCCUAAAAGACAGGACCUUGAAGUGGAGGUUAAGGAUGAGAACCAUCAAAGUUCUAUGGGCAAUCUAAAAAUCCCACUGAGCCAGAUUCUUGCUAGCGAAGACCUCACUCUGAACCAAAGGUUCCACCUUAAUAACUCCGGGCCCAACAGUAGUCUUAAAAUGAAGAUUGCACUAAGGAUCCUCCCUGUAGAGAAGCCUGUACGUUCUCCUGAUGAGCAGCACACAUCCCAAGUGAAGAGGCCUUCCAUAUUCAAAGGAAAGCAGCCACCAACACCUCAAAUGCCCUCCCCUUCGCCAGCAGUCGCUCACAAACCCCCUCCGACACCCAAAUUAGAUACAAAUAAGAAACUUGAAAAUGGAAAUAAAGGCAGCACCCCCAGUGCCAGCCCCAAAAGGCCAACAGAACUACACAAAAGCUCUUCAAGCCUCUCUGGUUCCAGUUUUACCCACUCCCCCUCCCACCCAUCUGCUAAAGAGCCCACCCCUAGCAUCGCUUCGGACAUAUCAUUGCCAGUCGCUACCCAGGAACUCCGGGAAAGACUGCGGCAACUUCAGAAUGGAACAACGCUGGGUCAGUCACCCCUAGGACAAAUCCAGUUAACAAUCCGCCAUAGUUCUCAAAGAAAUAAACUGAUUGUUGUAGUACAUUCCUGUAGAAACCUGAUAGCUUUUUCAGAGGAGGGCUCGGAUCCCUACGUCCGAAUGUAUUUAUUGCCAGACAAGAGGAGAUCGGGAAGAAGAAAAACCCACGUAUAUAAGAAAACAUUGAAUCCAGUUUAUGAUCAAACGUUCGAAUUCAGCGUUUCGCUGCCAGAGCUGCAGAGAAGAACACUAGACAUUGCCGUGAAAAACAGCGGGGGAUUCCUGUCCAGGGAUAAAGGGCUUCUAGGAAAGUUGUUGCUGGAGCUCAACGCAGAAGACGCUGUCAAAGGAUGGACACUGUGGUACGAUUUAACAGAAGAUGGGACCAGACCUGCUGUUUCCAGUUAGGCCCCCUGUCUCCUCCUCACCUAAUAUCAGUCUCUGUACAUGCAGAAUGCAACGGGCUCACAGAAUGUGUCAAUGUUAUUUUUAUAGAUCCAUGUAUUUCAGUGCUUCAUGCCACAUCUGUUCAUUUGUUUUAUGUGUACGUACGUUGUUUUAAACAUUUUUACAUUAUUUGCAGACCUUGGCAAGUCCCGUCAUUUAGUUGAAUGAGCGGCGUGGCCGUACCAGGUGUUUAAUAAUGUGCAAUAGGAUGUUCUCAAUUCAUUACCCUAUUGGGAAGCCGACGGUUGCUUUUAUACGAUGGGAAAUCCAUUUUUAGUUGGUUUCGUUGCCGAGUUGUAUAGCAUUACUGUGCACUCUGUAAAUAUGUACUAUUCUCUUUUUGUAAUUCUUCUUUUGUUGCCUCCAUAGUGAUUGGCAUUUUAAUUGUCGCUGUAUUAAGUCGUACAUGUCCCAGUGAAGCAGGUCCUCCGGAACGCUAUUGGCUCAGGGGAGGGAAAGUCCUUUCAGGAGACAAGGAUGGGGAAAAAUUACAUUUUGUAAGGGUGUCUGAGAUCCACAACAGCUUGCUAUCAGAACCUACAACAUUAUAUAUACAUAUAUAUACUGUUCAGUGUAGCUUAGAUCUCUAUGUAAUGUCAGUGUAACUGAUAGCAGCUCUGCUUCCACCUUUGCCCGAAGCAAGGCAGCUUUACACGGCGGGUCCCUAGUGAACCAGAGUGCAAUGCUAUUCAGAUAUUUUGCUUUAUUUUUGUUAAUGGAGGGUGGAGCUAUAAUGCAAUACAUUGCAUGGAGCUGGUGUACAGUCAGAAAGGUACACAAUCUCUAUGCAGCCAGAGGGGACAACUGAAGUUGACCUUUAAGUAAUGUAUGGAAUACUGUUAAUGUGAAAUUUCCAUUCUGAUUUUUUUCUCAUUUUCUGUUAGUAUUAGCCAUCAUUUUCUACAUCCCCCUUUAUAAACAUGCAACACACAUUAUAUAUGGAUCAACCUGGUACUUUUCCACCCCAGCUCCAGGGCUGAUUAUUGAGUUCCCAUCGAUAUAUUUGCCCAGUGUUAAAGCAUAUCAGCCCCCCCGAUCAUAAAGGAAUGCUCCUUGGUCUCUAAUGAGAUAUUACAUAGAGCCUUAAAACACUAUUUUUAUACACUGUAUAUGUUAGAGCCCAGAAACAUGAAGAAGGGGGUGCUGAGAUGGGGGGUAGGAAUGCUGGUCUGCCUGACUGUGUGGCCUUUUAAAAUAAAGAGGUAUGGACUGGUCCGGCCUCUGCUAGCAUUGCAGGGUUACUUCUGCUGUUAGUCAGGGGCUGCCAUAAGCAGAGAGCUGAUUAUGGGGCCUAAAAAGACCAUCUGCAAUUGUGUGUAAGUGUAGGACUCACUGGUUAUUCUCCUGCACUCGUAAAACUCAGCAGUGCUGACUGCAUAAGUCUCCAUUGCGCUCUACCAAGGUUUCCGACACCCUUUACUAAAAGGUUCAGGGCCUCUCUGUGGCUUCCUGCAGGGCUCUGCUUGUAGGCAAUGAUGGCAGAAGGUAGUAGGGACAGUACCCAGAAUGCUUUGCUCGCAGUGGGGUUUGCCCACAUAGGCACCAGUGCAGAGCUGCCAGUUUCUCAGACUUUAUGCCAAGGCAGCUUUCUAGUUUGUUCUGAAGGUUAUAAUGUUGGGGCAGGAGAUGUAAGUGAUAUUUAUAAUUAUGGAACUUUUUAAGAAGCUUUUUAUAUAGUGAAGUAGCCCUUGGGUUUGCCUCCUGUAAUGAAUUUUCGAGUAUAUAAGUGAUGAGGUCUAUGGUAUUUUGAUGGCAUCUUUUACUGAAAAAGUCCCAGGGGACUAGACUGUAUUACAAAUGGUUAUUUGCUGGUUAUUAUUGGGCAUUAGAUGGGUAGAAGCCAUGCUUAGAAAUAAGAAAUGAUUAUGUGCUGUGCUCCAGACAUUGCUUAAUGUUACAGUUCUUAUCAUCAAAUAGAGUUAAAGGCCCAUACGCAAUAUACAGCCCAUCAAAUGGCUUCAAGCCUACCCAAAGCUUCAUAGACUUAUGUCAUUAUUUCCCAAGAGCUUCUUGAUGACUUCUCUGACCAGAACAUCUGAAAUGAUAUUCCAUUAUCAGCAAUAGAUGAGAGAGAAUACUGAACAUCACUUUGGGAAGGCUCAUUUUUAGGGCUCUGGUACACGGGGAGAUUAGUCGCCUGCAGCAAAACUCCCUGUUCGCGGGCGACUAAUCUCCCCGUGUGCCAGAGCCCUUAAACAAAGGCAAAUUUGCAUCUGGGCAGUUACCCAUAGCAAUCAAUCAGUGGUUAGAUUUUUUUUUAGCCAACUGCAGGAAGAACAAUGGAAUCAAACAUCUGUUUGGUUGCUAUGGAUUACAGCCCUGGUGCAAAUUUGCCCAGUAAUUAUAAAUGUCUUAGUAAUCUGGAGACCAGCAGCCCCCUGGAAGCAUACUGUCUGAAUGAGCUGAAGGCUAGGAGUCCCCCUGGGAACGUACUGUCCGAAUGAGCUGAAGGCUAGGAGUCCCCCUGGGAACGUACUGUCCGAAUGAGCUGAAGGCUAGGAGUCCCCCUGGGAACGUACUGUCCGAAUGAGCUGAAGGCUAGGAGUCCCCCUGGGAACGUACUGUCCGAAUGAGCUGAAGGCUAGGAGUCCCCCUGGGAACGUACUGUCCGAAUGAGCUGAAGGCUAGGAGUCCCCCUGGGAACGUACUGUCCGAAUGAGCUGAAGGCUAGGAGUCUCCCUGGGAACGUACUGUCCGAAUGAGCUGAAGGCUAGGAGUCCCCCUGGGAACGUACUGUCCGAAUGAGCUGAAGGCUAGGAGUCCCCCUGGGAACGUACUGUCCGAAUGAGCUGAAGGCUAGGAGUCCCCCUGGGAACGUACUGUCCGAAUGAGCUGAAGGCUAGGAGUCCCCCUGGGAACGUACUGUCCGAAUGAGCUGAAGGCUAGGAGUCCCCCUGGGAACAUACUGUCCGAAUGAGCUGAAGGCUAGGAGUCCCCCUGGGAACGUACUGUCCUAUACUAGUAGCCUAAUCGGGAGCAUACUGUAUACAGUCCUGCAUCAUACUGUUCCAAAAAACUGAAGAUUAGUAGCCACAAAGGAGAAUAUUUUAAGGGGGAGGUGAACGAAUAGGCCCAAGAUUUUGCUUCAUAGCAACAAAUCAGUAAUCCGUCAUGAAAUGCUUUUAUUGCCCCAUCCACCAAUAGCUCAGAAUGCAACAGUACUGCCCAAGUAUGUGACCCAAUAGAUGAAGGGUAAUACUGUCCGGGUUACAACUCAGAAUGUAUAUAUAUAUAAUGCAGUUAGACUUAUUUUAUAUAUCAUGCUGCGCUUCUCUGAAACAGUAUCGUUUUUUUUAAUCCAGUUGCUUUUAUAGUCUAUAUUUUCUACUCAGAUAACGGAGGGCCGCCAAUAAGCCAUGAAGUCGCAGUUGUACAUAGUAGGAGUUUAGUCAAAUAAUAUUUGUACAGGAAAAGGAAAAACCUAUCGAUUUUCUUGGAAGUGAAUCUGGCAGGGGACACAUACCCAUAUGGCUAUAUACAAUAGGGUGCCCUGUGGCCUGUAGAACACUAUUUUAAAGGGGUAGUUCACCUUUAAAUUAACUUUUUGUAUGAUGUAGAAACUGGUUUUCAAAGACCAUGUGCAAUAAGUUUGCAUUUUUUAUUUGUUGUGCUGUUUAUUCAGCUCUUCGGUUUGGAAUUUCAGCAGCUAUCUGGUUGCUAAUGUCUUGUUUACCUUAGCAACUAAGCAAAGGUUUAAAUAAGUGACUGGAAUAUGAAUAGGAGAGGAACUGAAAGAUAAGUUAUAAAAAGUAUCAAUAAUAAUAAAAUUGUAAGAUCACAGAGCAAUAGAUUUUGACUGCACUAGGGGGUCAGUGACCUCUAUUUUAAAGAUGGGAAGAUGUAGAAGUGGAAGGCAAAUAAUCAAAAAACUACAAAAAAUAAAUAAUGAAGACCAAUUGCAAUUCGCUAGGAAAAGAACAUUCUAUAACAUAACUAAAAGUUAACAUAAAGGUGAAACACCCCCAUAAUUCUGCGUAUAUCCACAAGCAGGAUCGUAUGAAUGUGCGUAACAUAUCCUCCUGGGACUCAAAUAGGGUUUUAGCUUUUUUGUUUUUCUUUUUAAAUAAGUAUUUGCUAGCAUCAGAUAUGCUUAGCCUUUAUUGUGCCUGAUAGGGCCAAAACCGACUCUGCUUGGCCAGAACAAUCUUUUACAUGAUAUAUAUAUAUUUAUAUUGUGCCUUAAAUAAACAUGUUUAAAUGUAUCUUUAUUAUGAAAGAACAGUUUACUGUAUCACAGCAGCGGUUCUAUUUUGUGUUGCUGAAACAUAUGGAGUAAAGUGCUGGGUUUCCAGCCGCAGAGCUAAACAGGGAGCCGACGGGAAAUCCAGAUAUGAAUCACUGUACGACUUGGAUUUGGAUUAAAGAUUUGCAAUAAGAA
Xenopus tropicalis (tropical clawed frog) is the source of this 7448-nucleotide messenger RNA. It is a transcript of the gene esyt2, whose product is annotated as extended synaptotagmin-like protein 2. Gene Ontology annotation, biological process: lipid transport. Gene Ontology annotation, molecular function: lipid binding. The record is from RefSeq and is a predicted model, not a curated record. NCBI's taxonomy places the organism in Eukaryota, Metazoa, Chordata, Amphibia, Anura, Pipidae. Gene Ontology annotation, cellular component: endoplasmic reticulum membrane; plasma membrane. The coding region runs from base 362 to 3031 and encodes 889 amino acids. The transcript has 23 exons.